AUGGGCAACGGAGCAACACCCAGCAGCAACACCGGCGCAGCAAACACCCCGCGAGCGGAGUCGAAUACCCCCGCGGCGCAGGUCCGUCCAGGCGGCGCGCCCGCACGGGUAUACAUGAACGAAAAGAUAGUGCCGUACUUGCUUGAGGGGAUGAAAUCCGUCGUCAAAGAACAACCCUCAGAUCCCCUACGCGUGCUAGGCGAGUUUCUGAUUCAGAAGAGCAAUGAAGUCGAGGGCGGAGCGGUCUCCACGAAGAAAUCGCCUGAGUAG
Messenger RNA from Aspergillus fischeri NRRL 181, 270 nucleotides. Its product is annotated as DPY30/SDC1 family protein. The transcript is spliced from 2 exons. The record is from RefSeq and is a predicted model, not a curated record. NCBI's taxonomy places the organism in Eukaryota, Fungi, Ascomycota, Eurotiomycetes, Eurotiales, Aspergillaceae. Bases 1 to 270 code for a protein of 89 amino acids.